AUGGCACAGCCUGAGCUACCUGUAGAACUCUGGAUCCUCAUCCUCUUGCACAUUUCUAGCCGCGAGCCCGCGAGCCUCGCCGCGGUCGUCAGCUGUCUCUCCGUCAGCUCCAUCACACGGGCGGCAGCGCUCGACAGAUCAGUGUGGCACAAACUUUACCGCGCUCGGUACACCCACACCCUUCCGGCGAACGAGAAGGAGCGCCACGCAAGACUUGGCUCCGACGCAUGGCACGCCCUCUUUGUCGAACGCUUCAAGCUCGACAAGACCGCCCUUCGACUCGUCGACCAUAUCCGCACUCACGCCGAUGACCGCCAGGAGCCCGCGAGCCGGCUCGUUUCGGACGAGAUGUCCUUCGACGUCUGGGACGCCUUGGAGCUCGAAUCACACCUCCCUGUACCUCGCGUGUUCCGCGAAGAAGCCGGAGAAGACAUGGCGCCCGACGAACUCCCGGCUCUUGAGCAUGUUCUUCCGCGCAAGUUCUGGGCGAAGACAACUUUAGGCACUAUUGCACGCAACCAUGCAGUCAAAGUCUGGAACAGGAGGAAUCUGCUCGAAGACCUCUACUCUUUUGAGGACGUCCUCGCCGGGCUCUCUGCCUUCGUAGACGAAUCGCCCUUCAAGAUUUUCAAGCAGUUAGAUGACCUCGCUGCGAAAUGUCAAUCUCAGCUGGACGUGCAAGCUUCGACCUGCGAUGUUCCCGCGCUGGCAGUACUCAUCCGAGACUUCCUGCGCGAUGAGGGUUUCGCAGUCGCCGAAAACGCAACAUUCUACCACCCACUGAACCAGUUCCCCCAUUUUUUCCUCGGCCCUGGACGCGGCAAGACCAUACCCAUCUCCCUCGUCUACACCUUCUCCGCCAUCUGCCGCAGGUUCAACAUCGCCGCCUCCUCCACAAACACCCGAGGCCGCGUCCUCUGCCACAUCGCCUCCCCCGGUCCGCACUGCGCCGACCUCCUCAUCGACCCCGGCACGACCUCCGCGCCCGUCGCCCUCCCGUGCCCGAACGCGCUCGACGCGCUCGCCGACCCCGACCACCGCUCGCUCGCGGCGGACGAGCUGCUCGCCGCGCCGCCCGCCGCGCUCCUGAUGCGCGUCGUGCGCAACCUGAUGUCCUCGCUCGGGACCGAGUUCUCGCGCACCGCGGUCGACUGGCCGACGUGGGCGCGGGUGCAGUACGCGACGUCGACCGCGUUCGCCGCGCUCAGCGCGGGCGAGAUCCACGUCGUGCCGCAGGUGACGGAGGACUGCGCGCUCGACUGCCGCGCGGUGCUCGUCGACGGGCUCCUGCCCACGCUGGGCGAGGACCGCCGGGCGGCGUUCGUCGAGCACCUUGACCGGCACGUCCGGUGGCGGGACGCGCGGACGCCGGAGAGCAUCUUCGUGGGGCAGGUCGUGCUGCAGCCGAAGGACACGUUCGCGGUCAUUCUGGGUGGAGAGAAUGGGUCGGAACAUGCAGUCCUCUCACAAGACGGGAUACAGGUCCACAGAGGUGCCGUCGCGGACUGUAGCUCCAGUCUCCCUCUCAAGCUUGAAACCGUACGCUGGAGUGCAAAGAAUCUCCCGAUGUUUGACAGAUUCUUCGAGGAUGCCCACAUUUCGCCCACGGGAGGGAAGCGCGGACGGAUUGUCACGACAGAAGAGUUGCAAUUCUUGUACCCUGAUGACCUUGCAGCGUCCCUGGAUUGGGCGCAGCAGGCUUCUUGA
Epithele typhae is the source of this 1707-nucleotide messenger RNA. RefSeq lists its product as uncharacterized. The record is from RefSeq and is a predicted model, not a curated record. The coding region runs from base 1 to 1707 and encodes 568 amino acids. NCBI's taxonomy places the organism in Eukaryota, Fungi, Basidiomycota, Agaricomycetes, Polyporales, Epitheliaceae. The transcript is spliced from 7 exons.